Messenger RNA from Nerophis ophidion (straightnose pipefish), 1277 nucleotides. RefSeq names its product calcium channel, voltage-dependent, gamma subunit 7b (gene cacng7b). The coding region runs from base 143 to 1147 and encodes 334 amino acids. The record is from RefSeq and is a predicted model, not a curated record. Lineage: Eukaryota; Metazoa; Chordata; Actinopteri; Syngnathiformes; Syngnathidae. Gene Ontology annotation, biological process: transmission of nerve impulse; regulation of AMPA receptor activity; neurotransmitter receptor transport, postsynaptic endosome to lysosome. The transcript is spliced from 6 exons. Gene Ontology annotation, molecular function: voltage-gated calcium channel activity; channel regulator activity. Gene Ontology annotation, cellular component: AMPA glutamate receptor complex; postsynaptic density membrane.
GGAGGCUGAUGGAGGGAAAGAAGAAGACGAGGGAGUGAGGAACUACGCCACACUCCUGUGUGUGAGAGAGAGAGAGAGGGUGUGUGUGUGUGUGUGUGUUUUCUCGUGGCUGCUGACGUGUGCGCACGACUCCGGUGACAGGAUGAGUUCGUGCAGCAGCCGGGCGUUGACCAUCCUGUCCACGGUGUUCGGGGCCUGCGGGUUGCUGCUGGUGGGUGUGGCCGUGUCCACAGACUACUGGCUCAUCAUGGUGGAGGGCGUCAUCCUGCAGCAGAACCAGAGCAUGGAGGUCAAGAUGGCGCUGCACUCGGGCCUCUGGAGGGUUUGCUUCGUCGCCGGGUCAGAAAACGGGCGAUGUGUGGCGUCCGAGUACUUCACUGAACCUGAAAUCGAGAUCACCACAGAAAACACGGCAAACAUCCUCAAGAUGGUGCGCACCGCCACUCCCUUCCCCAUGGUGUCGCUGCUCUUCGUCUUCACCGCCUUCGUCAUCAGCAACAUCGGACACAUCCAGCCUCACAGGACCAUCCUGGCCUUCGUCUCCGGAAUCUUCUUCAUCCUCUCAGGCCUGAGUCUGGUGGUGGGCUUGGUGCUCUACAUCUCCAGCAUCAACGACGAGGUGAUGAACCGGCCCAGAGAACCCGAGCAGUUCUUCAACUACCACUAUGGCUGGUCCUUCGCCUUCGCCGCCUCCUCCUUCCUGCUCAAAGAGGGCGCGGGUGUGCUGUCCGUCUACCUCUUCAUGAAGCGCUACGCCGAGGAGGAGAUGUACCGCCCCCACCCGGCGCUCUACCGCCCCCGCCUGUCCGAGAGCAGCGACUACAGCGGCCAGUUCCUCCACCCGGAAUCCUCCUGGCCGCCGCCGCAGCGAGGCCGCAGCACCUCGGAGGCGUCCAGCGACAUCUCCAUCCAGCUCAACCGACCGCCGCCGCCGCCGCCAAAAAGCGGUGCCUCGAAGCCCGGCCGGGGCAGCCCGCCGCCCGGGCCUUCGCCCGCCUACCCCAACCCCCCGCCGCCGCCGCCAUCUUCCGGGCACACCCUGCCCAGGUCGCCUCACCCCCAAGGCCAGGCUCUGGCGGUGCCGCCGCCGCACGUGCCGCCUCCCCACUACCACGCACACAUGCACUUGAGCGCCUCCCCCUGUUAGGAAGGUGUGGCGUUCCAGAGCAGGAAGGACUGUUCGGACAUUUUACGCACGCCGUCAAAACAUGGAACCUUUUGACUCCAUGGAAUGUGACUUCAUCAUCUUCUUACAUCAUCAGCCCGUCUUUAUUUGU